AAGGCAACACAGCUUCCUUUUUUAGCCUCUAUCAACCAAACCAGCAUACCACAAUGGGCUCAGAAACACCUCCCAAACUUCCCGUAAUAGAUUUUUCCAACCAAAGCCUAACUCCAGGCACCACAGAAUGGAACGCAGUGAGAGCCCAAGUCCACAAUGCACUCGAAGAGUAUGGUUGCUUCGAGGCAUUGUUUAACAAAGUCCCUUCACACAUUCGAAAGUCCAUAUUUCCAUCAAUUGAAGAGCUUUUCGACCUCCCUUUGCAAACCAAAUUGCAAAAUGUUUCCAAGAAACCCUACCAUGGAUAUGUUGGGCAGUACCCCAUGGUGCCUCUCUACGAGAGCAUGGGGGUUGAUGGUGCCAACGUCUAUGAACAAGUUCAAAGCUUGACAAACACCUUGUGGCCUCGAGGAAACCCAAGCUUUUGCAAAGCUAUACAAUCCUUCUCGGAGCAAGUUUCAGAGUUGGAUCAAAUCAUCAGGAGGAUGAUUCUGGAGAGCUUGGGGCUUGAGAAGUACUUGGAGGAACACCUAGAAUCAACCAACUACCUUCUUCGAGUGAUGAAAUAUAAGGGACCUCAAACCAACGAGACUAAGUUGGGGCUAAAUGCUCACACAGACAAGAACAUUGUCACCAUUUUGUACCAAAACCAAGUUGAUGGGUUAGAAGUACAAAACAAAGAUGGCAAAUGGAUCAAUGUCAAGCCUUCACCGGACUCUUUCAUCGCAAUGAUCGGCGAUUCCCUCUACGCAUGGACAAAUGGGAGGCUGCAUUCUCCAUAUCAUAGGGUUAUGAUGAGUGGAAAUGAGGCUAGGUACUCAACUGGAUUGUUCUCUAUCCCUAAAGAAGGCUACAUAAUAAAAGCCCCAGAGGAGGUUGUGGAUGAAGAGCACCCUUUGCUCUUUAAGCCCUUUGAUCAUGUUCAAUUUCUUGGGUUCUAUUAUUCAGAGGCUGGGCAGAGAGCUCACUCUGCUUUGAAGACUUAUUGUGGUGUCCAAGACUUUGCCUUUUCUAAUUAGCAAAUUGCAAUUUCAAUCAGUCUCUUUCUUUGUGCAAUAUGUGUUCUCAAAAAAAAAAAUG
Molecule: messenger RNA, 1080 nt
Organism: Prunus mume (Japanese apricot)
Lineage: Eukaryota; Viridiplantae; Streptophyta; Magnoliopsida; Rosales; Rosaceae
Product: putative 2-oxoglutarate-dependent dioxygenase AOP1
Source: RefSeq, a predicted model, not a curated record